Molecule: messenger RNA, 1177 nt
Organism: Amoebophrya sp. A120
Lineage: Eukaryota; Dinophyceae; Syndiniales; Amoebophryaceae
Source: the annotation of a GenBank genome assembly
CUGUGUGUGAGCUGCUCCGCGGGGAAGUGACGACCCUGGACCGGUUGGAAGUAAACCACAAUGCGAAAAGAACCGGUUCGCACCCCGCCCCCUCGACAACGCAGUGCUGGGCGAAAGUGAGGGAAAUGGAAGCCGUUCCUCUCGGCUGCGCGUUUUCUGAGAAGACUGAACUUGCGAGGAAUCUCGGCGUCUCGUCCCCGUUUCUACGGCUGGGAGAGGAGACUACGGAUCAGGGUAGGAAAACAUCAAGGACUGGAAAUUCCUCUGCUGGGCUGUUCCGGAAAAUCUGCCGAAGGAAUUCGCACAGUGGCACGAACGCAAUCCAUGGCACAACUAGAGGAGAAAAAAGCAGCGCAGUUGGUACCCUCACCAAGUCCACGCUCCAGAACAUUGAAAGCAGAUCUACCCGGCAGCAAGAAACUACCUACGCAUUAAACGUGGCAAAGAUUGAGGGUGUGAAGUCCUCAAUCGGAACCAUUCCGCGGUCUGCGGCGCUCGGCUCGUGGUAUGGGGACAACGGUCGAGCGAGCAGCUCCGACAGAAGUUCCCUCAACCAAGUCGCGUUUCUGCAAGAAGACCCUCACGUCCGCAACCUGUCCCACGGCCAAUACUUGGCGUUCAUGCGAAAGUUGAGGACGACCAACCCAAUCAGUUUAUUGGCGUUGUCGAAGCGGAUAGGUCCACCUCCCACGGGAAACAAAAAUCAUGCAGAAGAUCAUGAUCUGACAUUGCUAGAAGACAGCAGGCACAAUAAGCGAAAUAAUGAGCGUGACAGCAGUUCCUCUUCUUCUAGUAGCGCCAGAACAUCAAACGCGAAUCUACUUCGCGAGCAGGUUCUCCAGCUUUCCGAGCGGGAAAACGCACUGUACACCACGGAAGGAUCUGCCGAAGCCGCCAUAGACGCCGACGUGAACACCUGCGUCAGUCUCGAGGGACUAGCCAAUCCCUCGUACACGAUGACGCUUCCGAAGCCGGUACAAGUCAAGGGAAUGUCGAUGAACUUCGGGGACCAAACACCACCGGAGAAGAUGCUGUUUUUCGUGGACGACAUUCCGUGUCCGACCAAAUUGGAUGAGUACAAGCUGAAAUCCCGCAACAUGCAGUGCCUGUUCGGAAAAACGGGCGAGAACACGCUGGGCAGAAUCCCGCCGUCGAACCCGCUCGCACGGACCUGGAC